Ilex paraguariensis (yerba mate) is the source of this 4386-nucleotide messenger RNA. Lineage: Eukaryota; Viridiplantae; Streptophyta; Magnoliopsida; Aquifoliales; Aquifoliaceae. The record is from the annotation of a GenBank genome assembly.
AAAAAACCCAAAGCUUCCAAUUCAACAAGCAUUUACAAACACCCAAAUGAAUAAAUCAUCUUUCUGGUUUGUGGCUUAUGUAAACACUACUUUCCUGUUGUGUUUGAUUUUAGGCUUUUCUCAGGUUGGCAGUUGUGUGCGCCAUGGGAAUACGACGGAUCGGCUAGCAUUGAUUGCGUUUAAGGCCGAAAUAAUUGCUGAUCCUUUAGGAGCUGUGAGCUCAUGGAACAAAUCCAUCCAUUUUUGCAAAUGGUUUGGGGUGACAUGCAGCCGCCGCCAACACCAAAGGGUCAUUGCACUAGACCUAGGGAAUCAAGAGUUGUCCGGAACUAUGUCCCCUCACAUUGGAAAUUUGAGCUUUCUCAAGACACUGAUUCUGCAAAACAAUAGCUUUCGUGGUGAAAUCCCUCCUGAACUUGGCCGUUUGCGAAGACUAGAAUAUUUAUGGAUUCUGAAUAAUUCAUUUGGAGGUGAGAUUCCUGCCAACAUAUCUUAUUGCUCUAACCUCAUUAGCUUCUCUGCUCAUUCCAAUAAGUUGGUAGGGAAGAUCCCUAUGGAACUUGGCUCUCUGUCUAAACUAGAAAAGUUCAUGGGUAGCAACAACAAUCUGACAGGUAUAAUCCCCCCUCCUUUUGGGAACCUGUCAUCUCUUUUUGAACUUUAUUUGUAUUCCAACAAUCUUGUUGGGGGUAUCCCGAAAGAACUCGGACGACUUGCAAAACUAGAAAUAAUUGCAUUAUCUCAGAACAGGUUGUCUGGUACCAUCCCUCCUAAAAUCUUCAACAUCUCUUCUAUUGCAGUUAUUGAUUUUGGGGUUAACCAAAUCAAAGGGGACCUUACUUCUUUGAUAGGCAGUACCACUCCUCCUCAUCUGAAAUUCUUAAGCAUUGGGGCAAACCAAUUUACUGGAUCAAUUCCUAUUUCAAUGUCCAAUAUGUCAAAUCUUGAAUACCUGCUACUUGCACACAACAAACUCACUGGAAAAGUACCUCAUCUUGGAAAGUGUUAUAAGCUUCGCAAGUUUGGCAUCAAUAUCAAUCACUUGGGAAGUGGAGAGGCAAAUGACUUGAGCUUUAUCUCCACUUUAACCAAUGCCACCAAUUUAACAACAUUGUUAGUGAAUGUAAACAAUUUUGGAGGGGUGUUGCCUGAAUCCGUUGAAAAUCUCUCAACUCAGCUUGUACAAAUGGUACUAGAUAGCAAUCAAAUAUCUGGAAGCAUCCCUAGUGUGAUAGCCAAUCUUUCCAACUUGGAACUGCUUGGCAUGAAGGAAAACAAAUUCACCGGUCACAUUCCCCCAGACUUUGGAAAGUUUCAAAACCUACAUGUCUUGGCGUUAUCAAGAAAUCAAUUAUCCGGGAAUGUUCCAUCAUCUUUAGGAAAUCUAAGUGCUUUAACACAACUUUAUUUAGAUCGAAACAAUCUUCAGGGCAACAUCCCUUCAAGUUUGGGGAAUUGCCAAAACUUGAAUCAACUUGAUCUCUCUUGGAACAACCUCAAUGGCACAAUACCUGGUCAUGUUUUGGGUAUCUCAUCGCUAUCCAUAGGAUUGGAUUUAUCUUACAACCACUUGAUUGGUUCAUUAGUCCUUGAAGUUGGAAACCUAAAAAAUUUAGGUUUUUUAAGUGUUUCGAAGAACAUGUUAUCUGGUAAAAUUUCUAGCAACCUUGGUAGCUGCCAAAGUUUGGAAUUCCUACAUAUGGAUGGCAACUUUUUUCAAGGGACCAUUCCUUCAUCUUUUAGUUCUUUGAAAGGUAUUCAAGUGUUAGAUCUUUCGUGCAACAAUCUAUCGGGCAAAAUUCCAGAAUACUUUGCUAGCUUUGACUUGAAAUAUCUGAAUCUUUCUUUUAAUGAUUUUGAGGGUCCAAUACCUAAAGAAGGCAUAUUUGAGAAUGCAAGUGCAACUUCAUUGAGUGGAAACUCUAAACUUUGUGGGGAUAUACCAGAAUUUCAGCUUCCAAAAUGCAAAUCUCAACGUUCUAAGAACAUCUUCUCAACAUCUAUCUUUAAACUUACAAUAUCUAUAGUUUCUGGGAUUCUAGGACUAACUCUUGUGCUGGGUUUUCUAUUCAUCUGUUGGUUUAGAAAAACCAACAAAACACCUUCUUCAGAUUUAGCAGGAAACUCAUUUUUGAAAGUGUCUUAUCGAAGUCUCCUUCAAGCGACUAAUGGGUUUUCUACAACCAAUUUGAUCGGUAUGGGUAGCUUCGGGUCUGUGUAUAAAGGAAUUCUUGAUCCUGAUGGAACAAUUAUUGCUGUGAAGGUACUUAACCUAUCACAUCAUGGAGCUUCUAAGAGUUUUAUAGCAGAGUGUGAGACGUUGAGGAGUAUUAGACAUCGGAAUCUUGUCAAGGUGUUAACUGCAUGUUCAGGUGUUGAUUAUCGGGGCAACGAUUUUAAAGCUCUGGUUUAUGAAUUCAUGGAAAACGGCAGUCUAGAGGGGUAUCUGCAUCCAAAUCAAGUUGAAGAUUUGGCUGAUGUAGAGCCCAAGAAGUUAAACCUUCUUCAGAGAGUAAACAUUGCCAUUGAUGUUGCUUGUGCACUGGAUUAUCUUCACCACGGUAUUCCCACACCAAUCAUUCAUCGUGAUAUAAAGCCAAGCAAUGUUCUUCUAGACAAUGAGUUGGUUGGCCAUGUAGGUGAUUUUGGAAUAUCAAGAUUCCUUCCAGCAGCCACCCAAAACUUGUCAACAAGUUCUACAGGUGUAAGAGGAUCAAUUGGUUACAUUGCUCCAGAGCAUGGGAUGGGAAGUGAUGCAUCGACUUGGGGCGAUGUCUACAGCUUUGGGAUCCUUCUGUUGGAAAUGUUUACAGGGAAGAGGCCUACUGACAACAUGUUUAGAGAUAGAUUGAACCUUCAUAACUAUGUUGUGGCAGCUUUGCCUGACCAGGUAGAGAAGAUUAUGGAUUCAACACUUGUUGAGGAGAUCAGGGAAGAGGAAGAGUUCAUAAGUAGUGCCAACAAUAGUAGUACUAGAAGACAUCAACUCCUCAGUAGUAGAAUUCAAAAGGAUCAGCACAAGUGGUUGAUUUCGGUGUUUAGAGUUGGUGUUGCUUGUUCAAAACACUCCGUUGAAGAACGAAUGAACAUUAGUGAUGUUGUAUCUGAGUUGUACUCCAUCAAGAAUGCUAUUCUUCAAUCUUGAAUAUGCAGCAACCUGUCAGGUUAGUUAAUUAUGAACAAAAAUAUAUAUAAUAUAUACACAUCGCAAUAAAGUCGGGUUCGAGUCAACGAAUUAGUCUCUUCAGGUAUGUACAUCUGACUUAUCUCUUUUUUUUAUGAUUUCUGAAAGAAAAUUAUAUCAUCAAGACAUGGGGUGGUCAUUUCCUAGAAUACAAUUACUACUCCAUUAAUAUGAGUGUACAUGUGCUAUCGUCAUGGGUCACUUAGAAGGUCUAAGGAAGUUGAUUGAAUUCAUUGUAUUUUUGCAUAUAAUUUGAAAUCAAUCCAUUUUUUUCAUGCAGUUAACAUUCUGUAUGAGUGUCAAGCUACUUUACUGCUUACUUGAUAUCAGUGGAAGUUACAUUGCAACAACUUAAUUACAAGGUUAAAGGAUUAAAUUUAGACAAAAUAAAGUUUAAGGAUUUGAUAUAGUCCACAAAAUUAUUUUUUUAUUGAAGUUUCACAAAUCAAAUUCGUCAACCAUUUACACUUGCAUAUUGUUUUUUUUUUUUUUUGGUUUAACAGUCAAGAGUGUUCAGACCAGCUUACGCGCACUUUGACUAAUCCAUCACCUCUUCGGUCCAAUAAAAGGCAAAGUCAUUUACUCUAUAAUUAGAAAAAUCAUAAGGGAUAAAAAUCUCUUAUAGCCUAGCUUCAAAUGGUUGCCAAGAUUCAAACUUAAAAUGUUUGUAUUUAUAGUUCGCCUCUGUUACCAUUUGAAGUGUUUUUCUGAUAUUAGCUACCCUUUGAGGUUACUUGCAUAAUGUUGUGUUAAUUGUAAUUGACAUUUUCUACAAUUUCACAACUGUAUAAAAUAUUAGAUCUAUAGGUCAAAUUUAUAUAACUUAUUAGGGUCGAUUUGAGGUCAAUAAAAAAAAUUAAGAUAUAUAAUUUUUUUGGGGGACAACUUGUGUUUAUUACUAAUUAUAACUGUUUGAACUUUUCUUUGGCAGCUGACAAAGAGGCCGCCGGUGAACCUACUACAUAUUACUACUAUUUUGCAAGGUGCUCGUGUAUUUCAGGUUCAGUUAUAAUGCUACCUUCUUUUGAAACUAUCCGGUGACAUGUGUAUACUAUGUAAAGAAUGAAGCAUCCAGUGUCAUGUGUAUACUAUGUAAAGAAGGAAGUAUCGGGUGACAUGUGUGUACUAUGUAAAGAAUGAAGGGGAAAUAAAUUUCGAAAUAUUGCUUUUUGGUAUUAUAUUGAAAAUUUUAUUAAUAAGAG